Seriola dumerili (greater amberjack) is the source of this 1854-nucleotide messenger RNA. RefSeq names its product BTB/POZ domain-containing protein 6-B-like. The record is from RefSeq and is a predicted model, not a curated record. The coding region runs from base 175 to 1623 and encodes 482 amino acids. The transcript is spliced from 5 exons. Lineage: Eukaryota; Metazoa; Chordata; Actinopteri; Carangiformes; Carangidae. Gene Ontology annotation, cellular component: cytosol. Gene Ontology annotation, biological process: neurogenesis. Gene Ontology annotation, molecular function: protein binding.
ACAGGAUCUAAAAUGGCGUCAGGAGAAACGGACCGAAGCUGGUGUCGGAGUUUUUUCAACGUUAACGGCAGAACUAGCGUGUGGCGGGAGUCUGGCAGAUUUAUCCUGACAGGAAGCUGUCAUCAUGCUGUGAGGCCUUGACCUUGCUGCUCGUCCUUUAAGGAGCAGGAGGAGAUGGCGGCUGAACUUUUCUCCACCAGCCUCCCCCACAGUAAUGAGGUGGAGGUGGUGGAGGUGAAGAAGAGUUUCAUCCAGCUGAGCGAACCGGAGCCGACGUUCGAAAACAUCUGCGAGCGAGACACCGAUCAGCCAAAUGGCAACAACAACGUGGGAGAGGUGGGAGACAGCUGGCAGGCCGCACAUCCCACCCUCAGAGAGAGGAACGCUCUGAUGUUCAACAACGAGCAGAUGGCUGAUGUCCACUUCAUCGUCGGUCCUCCAGGAGAAACUCAGAGAGUCCCUGCUCAUAAGUAUGUCCUGGCAGUGGGCAGCUCUGUGUUUGGAGCCAUGUUUUAUGGAGAUCUGGCUGAGGGACAAUCUGAGAUCCACAUCCCUGACGUGGAGCCGGCUGCUUUCCUCAUCCUAUUGAAGUACAUGUACAGUGAUGAGAUUGAGCUGGAGGCAGACACCGUGCUUGCUACGCUCUAUGCUGCCAAGAAGUACAUUGUUCCUGCUCUGGCAAAGGCAUGCGUCACCUUCCUGGAGACCAGUCUGGAGGCGAAGAACGCCUGUGUCCUGCUUUCUCAGAGCCGGCUGUUCGAGGAGCCGGAACUGACGCAGCGCUGCUGGGAGGUGAUUGACGCUCAGACUGAGCUCGCUCUGCGAUCUGAAGGUUUCUGUGAGAUUGACCUGCCCACGCUGGAGAUCAUCCUGCAGAGAGAAACACUCAACAUCCGUGAGGUUGUGGUUUUCCAGGCGGUGCUGAGCUGGGCAGCGGCUGUGUGUCGCCGGCAGGGCCUGGUGGUGACCCCCAGGAACCAGCGGGCAGUGCUGAGUAAGGCCCUGUACCUGGUCCGGAUCCCAUCCAUGACGCUACAGGAGUUUGCAGAUGGGGCAGCGCAGUCAGAUGUCCUGACGCUGAAAGAGACUCGUGACGUCUUCCUGUGGUUCACCGCCACCAACAAACCCAGGCUGGAGUUUCCCCUGGUAAAGCGGGCCGGACUUGUGCCGCAGAGGUGCCACCGCUUCCAGUCCUCGGCCUACCGGAGCAACCAGUGGCGCUAUAGGGGACGCUGCGACAGCAUCCAGUUUGCAGUGGACCGGAGGAUCUUCAUGGCCGGACUCGGUCUGUACGGGUCGAGCAGCGGGAAGGCGGAGUACAGCGUGAAGAUUGAACUGAAGAGGCAAGGAACUGCCCUGGCCCAGAAUUUCACCAAGUUCCUGUCAGACGGGUCGAGCAAUACCUUCCCCGUAUGGUUUGAACACCCAGUCCAGGUAGAACAGGACACGUUCUACACGGUCAGCGCCGUCCUGGAUGGAAAUGAACUGAGUUACUUUGGACAGGAGGGGAUGACCGAGGUGCAGUGUGGGAAAGUGACCUUCCAGUUUCAGUGUUCAUCAGACAGUACCAAUGGGACCGGCGUGCAGGGGGGGCAGAUCCCUGAACUGGUAUUCUACUGCUGAAACAGAGCCUGACAGACGGCUUCAACGCCUUUAAUCAAUCAAUAAGCACAGUGGUGAAGUUAAAGAUAGGAGCUCUGGUUCUGAUAGACGGACUGUUGUAGUGAAUUGGAAGCUGAUUGGACUGUUGUAAUGGGACUGGGAGCUGAUUGGCUGUCUGCUGUAUCAGUGCUUUUUAAAAGGAAAUUAAACUGAAAAAUAAAGUUGAAGUGACAGAAACAAAACUGUGUUGCU